CCGACAUCUCACUGGCACUUUGACGUCACGCCUAGCAUCAAUCUGACGUCAAAUUCUCUCACCGGGCGGACAUUCUACUCCUGUCCAGCACUGUCAUGAGCCUCAUGGCAGAGCUGGCAGGCACAAUCAAUGAUGGCAGUGUGACAUAUAUGAAGGACGGCGACUUGCUGUUGCCGGCCUGAACACUUCACGUCAAGUUUCCGUCUCUACACACACCAUAAAACUGCCUACACAGCGAUACCAAAAUCAACGCUGGCCAAUUCAAUUCACCAGGAAAGAACGACAAGAGCUACCCUACCUUUAUAGUUCAGAUUCAACCAAGCCAUCCAACAUGCCCGCCGAUCCCCAGAAAGUCGACGAGGUCCGCCAGAACCUGCCCCUCCCCGAGCAGCCCCCUGUUCCGUCCGACUGGCAGAGCGCCGACGCCCGCAACGUCAACGUCGGCAGCGGCCGCGAUGUCACUUCUGACAUUUCAACCGGGCCCGCCUCGACCGCGGGUCUGCGCGAGCCCCAGGCCUCGGACAACGUCGACCUGAGCAAGAUUGGCCGGCAGGGCAAGGACAACCUCGACGGCCCUCCCAAGGAUGCCGCUUAUCGCCGCUAGAGGUCCCGUGUCAUGAAAGAAAAUCAAAAAGAAAAAGAGGCAUUGCAGUUCCAUCAGCGUUGCGGAGUAUUGUUGAUUAGAGAAGGACUUGAGAGAUUGACAAGGGUCAGUUUGCGUAUGGGUAUACAGCCCUUGUACGAUAUAUGCUGUUCACCAAGUUGUCCAGAGAGGGGGUUUGGGUAGUCCUCGCAACCAUGAAAGAGAGAUAAAACAUUUAAUGAACGACGAUAUGACGAUAUAAUACCG
Microdochium trichocladiopsis is the source of this 850-nucleotide messenger RNA. RefSeq lists its product as uncharacterized. The record is from RefSeq and is a predicted model, not a curated record. NCBI's taxonomy places the organism in Eukaryota, Fungi, Ascomycota, Sordariomycetes, Xylariales, Microdochiaceae. The transcript has 2 exons. Bases 332 to 604 code for a protein of 90 amino acids.